This is a messenger RNA of Pelagomonas calceolata, 1292 nucleotides long. The record is from the annotation of a GenBank genome assembly. NCBI's taxonomy places the organism in Eukaryota, Pelagophyceae, Pelagomonadales, Pelagomonadaceae.
GGCCCGCCGCUUUUGGGCUUGGCUUUGCCGUCCCGCAAAGGCCAAAUUCACUGGGCCCCGCUCUUUCAUCGCCUGCUCCUCUCAGCCGAUCCAAAAUACAAAGCGGCCAGCAAGAAAAACUGCGAGAACCGACGCGCCACAGCUAGGUUAACCAAUACUCGGCACCGAACGAGUUCGCUCCUGCACCGGUACGCGGCCCGCGUCGGUAGAUUUUUUUGCUCUCCGCGGCGCUGGAUGCCGCGCGCGCGCCCGGUGGGCGGGACCAGCGACUGCGGGCGCGCGACAUGAGAAAAAUAAUUGCGGCGCCCCGUUCACUCAUCCUCCCGCAGGCCUAAAACGACGCCCCGCGCGGAGCGCGGACGCCACACAACCAUGGCGAACAACAACAACGGCCAGCACGACUUCAUCGAGUUCGUCUGCAAGCCCGUCGAGGACCUCUACCUCGCCUCCGGCGAGCGGCGCGCCGUCCGCAUCAAGAAGGGGACCGAAUAUAGGUGCUCGAUGCUCCGGGACCAGCACUUCUCGUCAUUAUUUCGCCACUACGGCAAGCACAACGGCGUCGACAAGGAGACCUUGGUCUUCUUCUUCACGGAGGAGCUCAUGCAGGAGCUCGAGGGCUCCGACACGCCGCGGAGCGUCCACCUGCGCAAGAACGACGUCAUCGUCAUCCGCCACCGGAGGGUGCCCAAGCCGAACGAUUUAGUGGUGCGGUUGGAUUUGCGGGGCGACGACGCUUUAUCAUUGAUCCACGCCUACCCGAAAGCUAGAUCACUGCAGUCCGCGGACGGCCGGACGGCUUUACAUCAUUUGGCUCAUAGAGGAGGCGACACGGCGCUCGCGACGAAGCUAUUGUUGCUGGGCUGCAACCCCUGCACGCUCGACAACUACGGCCAGACGGCCGAGGCCAUCGCCGUGGAACGGAGACACCCCGACCUGGUCCAGAUCCUGAAGCUCCACGAGUUCAAGCGCCAGAUGGCCGUUAUUAGGGCCCACUUCGUGCGCCAGGCGUCGGGGCCGCAGGCGGGCCAGAAGCGCAAGCGCGAGCUCUUCUCGGCGGCGCGGACCGGCGGCGACGACGGCGAGGCGGCGCGGCACGAGGCGGCCGUGCGCUUCCUCUUCUCGACGCUUGCCAACGGCAACCAGGCGCAAAACUUCAUACGUGUCGUGCGCUACCUCUACGCGUGAGCCCGCGCGCGCGUCGCCGUAAUUCUCCUUUUACUACAUACGUUUAACAUACCCUAGCCCCGCGUCGAUGGCGUCUUCCUGCAGUGACGCCGUCGGCGCGAUCCCGA